This is a messenger RNA of Cadophora gregata, 2217 nucleotides long. It is a transcript of the gene FCJ1, whose product is annotated as Formation of crista junctions protein 1. The record is from RefSeq and is a predicted model, not a curated record. The transcript is spliced from 3 exons. Gene Ontology annotation, biological process: cristae formation. NCBI's taxonomy places the organism in Eukaryota, Fungi, Ascomycota, Leotiomycetes, Helotiales, Ploettnerulaceae. Gene Ontology annotation, cellular component: MICOS complex. The coding region runs from base 1 to 2217 and encodes 738 amino acids.
AUGAAGAUUGUCUUGGAGCUUCACCCACAGCCUUGCUGGGAAGGCGGCUGCAUCAUCGGCUUGGCACGAGCUUGUGAGCUCGCUCCAAAAGAAUCCUGCCAACAACCACGCGCUGUCAACAUCACAACCACAACAACUCUCUGUCGCUCAACGCAGCCCGUCAUGCUGCGCGCUUCACUUCGGUCGUCGAGGGCCUUUGGUUACAAGUCCAAUGUAGCCAGCGCCGGACGUCAAUGGCAGGCGAUACAGUCAACUCGGGUGUCUUCGGGAAGUGUUAGAGGAUAUGCGGACGUGAAUAAGUCUAGCAUCGCAGAUUCCAAGCCCAAAGUCCUUCCUGGAUCUCGCAGCGACAGCACUUCCGAACCACUUCCCCCUGCGGCUGUUCCAUCAACACUAUACACACCACCUUCUGCGAAGACGGAUACACCAGUUGGAUCUACCAUUAUUCCUCCAAAUGCGCCUGUAAGCAAGAUAACGCCGGCAGCUACUACUCCUCCCCCGCCUCCUCCACCACCCAAACCGAAACGCAAAUUCUUCCGGAAGUUCUUCACAACUAUCUUCCUUCUCUCGUCCCUUGGAUUUGCUGGUGGUGUAUACUAUAGCAGAGUAAAUGACAAUUUCCACGACUUCUUCACCGAGUUCGUGCCAUUUGGAGAAGAGGCAGUUCUGUAUUUUGAGGAGAGGGAGUUCCGCAAGCGAUUCCCAAAGAUCGCAGGCCGUGCUGGAUCCCCUCCUAGGGAUACUGGAGAGUCAAUCAAAAUCCCAAGUCAAAGCGGGGUUUCCUGGAGGGUUGCUGAAGAUUCAAAGGCCCCUGCUGGGAGACAUGCCAAUGCUACGAAGCCUGAUGUACCAAAGCCGAAGGAAGCUUUGAAGACUCCUCAAGAGGCAAAGUCGGCGGAGAAGGUCAAGGCUGUCGAGGCUGUAAAGAAGGAAGCUGAUCCACCAGCUCCCAAAGCUGUUUUGCCAACAAAGGUGCCAGAGCCACAAGCUGCAACCAAGCCUGAACAACCGAUUAUUGCAGAACCAACUAAAUCAGCAAAUGGAGUUCCAUUCACUCCCCCUGAAGUCGAUCAACCAUCGAAGUUCCCUCCUGAGAUCACUCGAAUUGAUCCAAUCAAUGUGCAGGAUGCAAAGGAACCUCUCGUCCAGGACCUAGUUAAGAUCAUCAACGAUAUUAUCACGGUUGUGAAUGCCGAUAGCGCCGAUUCAAAAUUCUCGGGGGCUAUUGGAAAAGCCAAGCAGGAAAUCAAUAAAGUUGGAUCAAAGAUUAAAGCAUUGAAGGAUGCUGCUGAGAAGGAGGCCGAGGCUAAGAUCAAGUCUGAAAAGGAAGACUUUGAUCGAGCUGCAAAGGAGCUCAUCCGAAGAGUCGAAGCUGAGAUGCAGGCUCAACAAUCACAGUGGCAAGAAGAAUACCAGACUGAGCGGGAGAAAAUCCAGCAAAACUACGAGCAAAAGCUGAAGGCCGAGGUGGAAUCCGCAAAUGAGGUCAAUGAGCAGCGUCUCCGCAAUGGCCUGCUCGAGCAAGCUGUGGAGAUGAAGCGCAAAUUCAUGGAGGAGCUCGAACAGAGAGUCGAGGAGGAACGCAACGGCCGCCUUGGCAAGCUUUCCGAUCUCACUAACACUGUUAACGAACUUGAGAAGCUGACCACCGACUGGAACUCUGUCGUGGAUGCAAACUUGAAAACCCAGCACCUCCAUGUCGCAGUUGAGGCCGUCCGUGCCAAUCUUGAGAAGAGCCAAAUUCCCCGACCUUUCAUCAAAGAACUCGCUGCUUUGAAGGAAAUUGCUUCAGAUGAUGCUGUAGUCAACGCCGCCAUUGCAUCCAUCAACCCCACCGCCUACCAAAAGGGCAUCCCAUCCUCUGCACAGCUCAUCGACCGUUUCCGCCGUGUAGCUGGUGAGGUUCGCAAGGCUGCUCUUCUCCCUGAAGACGCCGGUGUUGCCAGUCACGCCUCUAGCUACGUCCUGAGCAAGCUUCUGUUCAAGAAGAAGGGUCUUGCUACUGGUGACGAUGUGGAGAGCAUCUUGACCCGAACAGAGACUUUCCUUGAGGAGGGUGAUCUGGAUGCUGCUGCUAGAGAGAUGAAUGGUCUGCAGGGGUGGGCGAAGACUUUGAGUAGAGAUUGGUUGGGUGAGGUUAGGAAGGUGUUGGAGGUGCAGCAGGCUUUGGAUGUGAUUGCCACCGAAGCCCGUCUGCAAAGUUUGAGAGUCGAAUAG